Seminavis robusta is the source of this 1263-nucleotide messenger RNA. NCBI's taxonomy places the organism in Eukaryota, Bacillariophyta, Bacillariophyceae, Naviculales, Naviculaceae. The record is from the annotation of a GenBank genome assembly.
AUGGCAUUACCAAUAUUCACCAACAACACAAAAAAGAUGCCGUCUCCUCCACAGUCUCCUCCUCCAACAGCAACAUCUGUCUACCAUGCCCUCUUGACGCCGCAACGACUUGCCGCAUUGGCCGACUGCGACAAGAAUCUCGUUUCCUACAAUCCACAGAGUUUCUUGCUCGUCUUUCGCAUCCGGGGACGUCGAUUUGGCAUGAUCCUCUUGCCCUUGGUUGCACUACUACUAUGGGAUUUGGCAUGGAUCUUUUAUCUCAUUGGAAUGGAGGAUCCCUUGGAGAUUGCCGAAACCUUACAAGGCUUGGAAUCCUUAAUUACACCCAUUUUGACGCCAGUCUCGUUCUUGCUCGUCUUUCGACUCGGACGAGCUGCUGUGAGAUAUUGGGAUGCGAGAGCGGCCAUGGGGAAAAUGGUAGAAGUCUGUCGGACACUAGCAUCCACGGCAUUGAUGGGGUGUCGUCAUCAACAACCACAAUGUAAUGAUGAUGAUGACAUGGCACAAGAGUUUGUCCGAUGGAUUGCGGCAUUUCCCAUGGCCGUCAAGAACUUUUUGCGACCGUGGGAAGGCCUCGAUUGCAAUCGAAGACAGGAAAUUGGUAACAUUUUAUCCGUUCCCGAUCGAGUCCGAUUUCUCCAUGCCAAGGGACCCAAUCAAUAUGCUCCCAUUUUGGUCCUCAACGAAUUGCGACAAUUGGCCUUUCAAGUAUCCGACACAAGGCAACAACAACAUUCCAUGCUAUUUCGACAACUCAACGAACAAAUCGAUCUGCUCACGGGUGCCUGGGGAGCCAUGGAACGUAUCAAUGGAACGCCUCUGCCAUUUGUCUACGUGGUACAUUUACGAACCUUUUUACUCCUCUAUCUCUUCCUCUGGCACAUGCAAGCCAUUGCACAGAGUGGAUCAUGGAUUGCAAUAUUGCCACUGCAGUUGGCCAGUUGGGGUUUGUUGGGGAUCGAAGCGGCGGCGGUGUGUUGCGAACGACCGUUUCAGUGGGAUUCCAAUCACUUGGCAUUGGGCAAAGCGUGUAUUGUGGUGUCAAGAAAUCUUGCACAAACCAUGGAAAAUUUUGGAAUGACGACGACCCGUGUGGUACCAACAAAAGCACACGACAACAGCAUGGCUCACAAUCAGGCCAAAGUCGACAAAUUGUCACCUACAAAGAGUUCUUUAUUAUUACCAAUCACUGAGCCUGGUGGUAAGGAAUCAAAUUCGAAAUCGGCUGUUCCAGGGGAGGAGCCCCAAGAUGUGGUGGCAUAA